Bufo bufo (common toad) is the source of this 2632-nucleotide messenger RNA. It is a transcript of the gene HP1BP3, whose product is annotated as heterochromatin protein 1 binding protein 3. The record is from RefSeq and is a predicted model, not a curated record. Gene Ontology annotation, molecular function: nucleosome binding; DNA binding. Gene Ontology annotation, biological process: heterochromatin organization; nucleosome assembly. Lineage: Eukaryota; Metazoa; Chordata; Amphibia; Anura; Bufonidae. The transcript is spliced from 12 exons. Gene Ontology annotation, cellular component: chromosome; nucleus; nucleosome. Bases 116 to 1687 code for a protein of 523 amino acids.
CAGACGUCGGCGGGCGCGCUCACGCUGAGGGGGCGUGUCCGUUGAUCGGGAGAGCGCGACUUGCAGGGCGUUCAGUCAGCUCCGGAGUACGAGUUAAGGUGCAAGUGAUUUCACGAUGCCGAUCCGCCGCUCUGUCAAUUCCUCCAGCCAGGAGGCUGCCCCGAAAAACCGCCCCGCGGAAACGGAGGAGAAGAAGAAAGCAGAGGCCGAUGCCAGCUCCGAGGAGUCAGCAUCCACUGGAGAGGAGCAAGAGACCGAGACGCCCCCUGCAACCUCCAGCGAGACGGAGCAGCCAAAGGAGUCUGAGACCAAUGAAGAUAAGAAGGCUGAGGGGGGCGUGAGCGAGGAGGCCAAAAAAGAUGGUGACAAGGAGCAGUCUAAAGAAAAAGAGAAGAAGGUGAAGAAGACCAUUCCAUCAUGGGCCACACUCUCUGCCAGCCAGUUAGCCCGGGCACAAAAACAGACCCAUAUGGCGUCCUCCUCUCGCCCCAAGAUGGACGAAAUUCUGACUGAAGCCAUCAAGGCCUGUUUCCAGAAGACCGGGGCCUCUGUUGUGGCAAUUCGAAAAUUUAUCAUCGGCAAGUACCCUUCUUUAGAGCUGGAGAAAAGGGGAUACCUGCUGAAGCAGUCUUUAAAGAGAGCACUGCAGAGAGGAAAUAUCCGCCAGGUCAAGGGGAAGGGAGCAUCUGGCAGCUUUGUAGUUGUGUCCAACUCCUCAAAAUCUGCAUCAAAGUCCAGAGACAAGAAGAAGAGCAGCGCUGCGGCUGGGGAUCAACCCAAUGUCAAACUGGAAGACAUCCUGCCGCUGGCGUUCACCAGACUGUGCGAACCCAAGGAAGCGUCUUACAGCCUCAUCAAGAAAUACGUGUCACAAUAUUACCCCAAGCUUAAGGUGGAUGUCAGGCCUCAGCUCCUGAAGAACGCUCUGCAGAGAGCAGUGGAGAAGGGCCAGUUGGAGCAGAUCACUGGAAAAGGAGCUUCUGGCACAUUCCAGGUGAAGCGGGCAGGAGAUAAACCCCUUCUGAGCGGAGGAGGGUUUGAGGAUGCCAUUUUGUCUGCCAUCACAGCCAUGAACGAGCCCAAGACCUGCUCCACCACUGCCAUCAAGAAAUAUGUGCUGGAGAACCACCCAGGGGUGAACUCAAGCUUCCAGGUUCACCUGCUGAAGAGGACCCUGCAGAAGUGCGAGAAGAAUGGCUGGAUGGAGCAGAUCUCUGGGAAAGGCUUCAGCGGCACAUACCAGCUCAGCUUUCCCUAUUACCCCAGUCCCUAUGUGCUGUUCCCAGACAAGGCAUCUGAAGAGGAGGAAGAUGAGGAGGAGGACGAGUCUGACAGUGAAUCCGAAGAGGAGGAGGAGUCUGAAGAAGAAUCUGAGGAUGAGGAGCCUCCUCCAAAGAGGAGGAUGCAGAAGAAGGCAGCUCCUUCUAAAUCCAGGUCCAGAGCUCCUCCACCUAAACCCAAGAAGAGCGCUCCAGCUCCUCGAGGAAAAGCAAAGAGUGCCCCCAAAAAGGCCCCGGUACCACCUCCCCCUAAAGCGAAGAAGGGAAAAGCUCCUUCCCCACCUCCUGUCCUUGCCAAAAAACCAGCCAGCCGGGCCUCAAAGAAGCCAGCACCUGCAAAGAAAGCUGCAAAGCCUGCAGCGAAGGGCAAGUCCAGCCCGAGGAAAUCGCUGAGGUCUAGGAAGUGAGCCAGAGCACAGAAAUGGGGCACCUCCAGACAACAACCAGGGGAAAGAAGCCGUUCCAGUGGUUUAUUUCCAGGAAAAAGCGACUUUUCUAAAGUUGUUUAAAUUUUCUCCUUUACUCCCCACUUCCUGUUUGAUUUCAGAGAUGGUGCAGCAUUCACACAUCUGUUUUUGGUAUAGCAGUAGCCGCUGUGCACCCCCACCCCUUCCCCCUACUCCAGUGUUGUCCUCUAACUGAAACCAGCAAAUGGUCCACUUCAGUUUCCUUUUAUUCCCAGACGGUUUCUUGGUUGUGUAAAUGCUGAAAAUUGGAAUCGAUGUCAUUGUCUAACCAAUUGUUCCAUUAUUUAUGAACGUCGCGUUCCUUUUUCCUGCAGGAAAUCCCAUUUUUUCUUUUUAUUCAGUAGAGAUUGAUGCUGGGAGCCAGUUAAGGAAUCCGUUAGUUGCUCUCCAGAUCAGAAAGCAGAUACACAAUUAUGAUGGUGCUGAUCUAGCUUUGUGUAGGAUGCAGAUAAAUCUUGAGCCCUUCCACCAUCAGAUGAGCCAGUAGCGAGACUGUGAUGGGCCAAGGAUGAGAGGCUCGCCUCGCACCCGUCUUCCGUAUGUCUCUGGUGCAGCAGAGAUCUGGCAUGUUGUCAUUGAGCAAAGCGCGCGCUGUGACCUCCUGCAAAACAUUGCCUGUAACAAGGCUUCCAUCAGACAUGCCCGAUCCAUCGUCCUCACAUUCUGAGCUAUUGGUAUCCGUAGGUCCACACGUCAGUGAAUAGACGUAGCAUGUUGUACAGAAAUCCAACUUUUUUUUUUUUUUUUUUCUUCUUCUUAUUUUUAAACCAAUUGUGUCUUGAUUUUAAUGUUUGCCAUUUUGUAAAGACUUGGGUGAGGAUAGACAAAGUGAACCAAUGGGUAUUCUGCUGUUUGCUACAAUAAAAGACUAGAUUCUGCUAGUAA